Messenger RNA from Melospiza melodia melodia, 924 nucleotides. Its product is annotated as collagen alpha-1(XXVII) chain B-like. The transcript is spliced from 3 exons. The record is from RefSeq and is a predicted model, not a curated record. Bases 13 to 924 code for a protein of 303 amino acids. Lineage: Eukaryota; Metazoa; Chordata; Aves; Passeriformes; Passerellidae.
CCAGGACCGAAGAUGUCAGUGUUGUGGACUGUUGUCCUGCUCAACAGCCUGCUGAUCCCUUCACAAGGAUUUAUAAUCCCAUUAUCAGUUGCCAGACCAGAUACGAAUGGUUUUAAAGGUUCACCAGCCAAAGAUGUUCCCCAGAGAGCUUCAAGUGGUCUCCUUGGUGGCAAUCUGCUUGGUGGUCUCCUUGGGCAAAAAGGACUUGUUGGAGGUCUCCUUGGUGAAAACGGUCCUGUAGGUGGUCUCCUUGGAGAAAGAGGACUUGUUGGAGGUCUCCUUGGUGAAAAUGGUCCUGUAGGCAGUCUCCUUGGGCAAAAAGGACUUGUUGGAGGUCUCCUUGGAGAAAAUGGUCCUGUAGGUGGUCUCCUUGGAGAAAGAGGACUUGUUGGAGGUCUCCUUGGUGAAAAUGGUCCUGUAGGUGGUCUCCUUGGAGAAAAAGGACUUGUUGGAGGUCUCCUUGGUGAAAACGGUCCUGUAGGCAGUCUCCUUGGAGAAAAAGGACUUGUUGGAGGUCUCCUUGGUGAAAAUGGUCCUGUAGGUGGUCUCCUUGGUGGAAAUGGUCUCCUUGGUGGAGAUGGUCUUCUCAGUGGUCUCCUUGGCCAAGAUGGUGUAGUUAGUGGUCUCCUUGACCAAGAUGGCAUCCUGGGUGGUCUCCUUGGCAAAGGUGGUGUUGUUGAUGGUCUCCUUGGCAAAGAUGGCCUUGUUGAUACUCUCCUUGACACUGUCCUUGACCUUCUCAUUGGCAAGAACGGUCUCCUCGGCAGGAAUGGUCUCGUUGGCAGCCUCCUUGGCAAAAAUGGUGAAGAACUCAUUGGACUGAGAAUUGUGAACAACACCCUCCCCAAAAUCAGUCUGCGCUCCCUGCCGGGCUUCGGGCACCAGGUGGACUUCAAGACGCAGCUGCUGGUAGAGAGCAGGUAG